AUGUUAAAGGAAAAGGAUAAACUCAAGGACAACGGGAGAGACGAGGAGAGGGAUGGAAGGAAAGAGACGGAAAGAAAGAGGGCUCAGGGUCUGUGUCUCGUAGCUCGCGGUACAGGAGCAGCCCAAGUCGAAGCAUCACCUCAGGAUCAUCGCCCAUACCCAACGUCAAGCUCAGCGACGAAGCUGCCAACGAGAUUGAAGGAACGCACUGAUGUGGGCAAAUCACUCGACGCACCGAGGUCCUGCUGUUCAAAGGGGAAUGUUGAAGCACAUCCUGUCGUGUCAGCCAGGCGGCAGAGAUGGUGA
Messenger RNA from Didymella exigua CBS 183.55, 306 nucleotides. RefSeq lists its product as uncharacterized. The coding region runs from base 1 to 306 and encodes 101 amino acids. The record is from RefSeq and is a predicted model, not a curated record. The transcript has a single exon. NCBI's taxonomy places the organism in Eukaryota, Fungi, Ascomycota, Dothideomycetes, Pleosporales, Didymellaceae.